GAAGCUUCAGUUCUGCUUCUUCAAUUGAUAUGAUAUGAUAUGACAUAUUUAUUUCAUUUCACUUCAUUUUGAGUCGAGAUUCAUUCGAAUCCCAGUUCACACUUGACAACAUAUAAUGAACUUCUGAACUUACUACAUGGAAUAAUAACUCAUUGAUCGAGUACACAUCUCCACUCCCCAAUUUCAACAUCUCCAUCAAUCGCAUCACCACAACUUAAUGUCGUUCCAGCCCCAUACCUCAGCAAUCGAAGCAUGGAGGAGCUAUCCGGAUGUUGGCGCGAAGCCGCCCGCGCCGACGCCGUCGCCAUCGAACUCCUCAAAAUCCGCACCCAUCUAACCUCCUCACCCACCCCCCUUAUUUCCUCCUCCUCUCCCCAUCCACACUCCCCCUCCCUCUCCCACCCCGAUCCCCCCAGCAUCCCAGACCACGAAAUCAUCACGGCCAUCCUCCGCCACGUCGAGCAAUCAUCGCGUCUCCUGCGCGACCUGCACGAUCUCUUCCCGAUCUACAGAUUGCGCGUUCCCGUCGUCGUGUAUUAUUUGACCGUCAUUCUACCGUGUUUGCAAAAAACGCUGAGGGAUAUGCUGGCGUUUCUGCUUUGUGACGAUUGGUCCAUUCGGAUGAAGUGGAUGUUGAUGCAUGAACGCUUGAAUGAACAGGGGGGUAUGUCGUUGGCUUUACGGUUUGUUAUGUAUGUGGAUUUUCUGGUGCAGUGUGUGAGAUUGUUGAGUAGAUCUCCCACUUACGAUCCCACGACGCUGGAAUUGCUGCGCUUGAGAAUCUUAAGGCUGAGGGCUCUGAGAGGGAUUCCUGCACCUCCCAUCCCCGUACAGCCGCAUCUUGCUCCUGCACAGCCAAAUCUUAUGGAUAUUGAGAGACGUCACUGGGCGGAAAAAAUCUUUGAUGAUCAUGCGCAACCGCUUUCGCAAACACUUUUGAAACAUAGACGAGAAUCGAGAUGUUGGGGUCCAUCGAUGAAUCUUAUGAAAUUGGGUAUCCCUCCGCAAUCAAAAGUUUUGUUUAAAUUACCCUUUGACAAAAACCACCUUUCCGUAACCCUCUAUCUAGACGAUACAGCACUUCAUCAAUCCCCCCAUUUACUCUGUCGCUGGAUGGACAAACAAAAUAAUCCUCAUUAUUCUUCCUUUGGCGUUCAUGAGCUAUGUAUCCGCGGAUAUGGAAGUGCGUUGUGUUUCAAGAGGUGGAGUGAGUAUAAGGAACAUCCGACUGUUUGGAUGGCUCUAUUUUUCAAGACUUGGCAAAGAUUGGUGCUCUUCCACUGCUCAUUCGUGGCACUCAAAGCGCGUUCUCAACUCACAAAUCUGAUACCGAGAGAUGAUUACAUCAUUGCUGGGGAAGUAAAGAUUUUUCAAGGUCAAAUCGUAGACGAUGGAUUCCACCACUCUCUCUUCGUCUACGAAAAUCAACAAACCCAUACCCUCCGACUGCACGCCGCAGUUGCAAAUGGAGAAUUGAGAAAAUGUCCUAUCUGGACUGCUUUUAUAACAGAUUUUCAAGUCUCUUCUGAUACCUGGCUGGCCCGACAUUCGCGUCAUCGCGUUUGGAUCCAAGAUUUGCAUCUCUAUGUUUUUUGUGAUGAGUAUUCGAGACGUGCGCAGGUGAGGAAACAUGGAGAGUUUGAAUUGUAUUUUGUGCAUGGAGCUGCAGCAGAUGCAUUCAUACGAAUAUUCUACCCCCUAGAUUCAGACUCGGAAUCCGAGCGCGCGAUUGAAGAUUUGUCGAGGCCUGCAUCGGCUGGACUUCAAUAGGUACUCAUCUAGUAUAUGGGGUAAUCCAACAACCAAACCCGCUUUUGAUCUUGGUCUUGUGACGAAACGGAAUGGAGCGAAAAUUUCCGGACCUUUAGUACAUAAUUUUGAGGGGUAUCCAGCUUGAAUCCCACUGGGCUCUUAAUCUCGCUACGAGAUUCCCACCACUCUCGAUUUCUCGAUUUUUUUUGCCUUGCUCUCCCUUGAAAUGGUGGAUUAUGAAUAUGAUGGAUAUUGUAAUGCUAUACGUUUCCCCCCA
This is a messenger RNA of Botrytis cinerea B05.10, 2029 nucleotides long. RefSeq lists its product as hypothetical. NCBI's taxonomy places the organism in Eukaryota, Fungi, Ascomycota, Leotiomycetes, Helotiales, Sclerotiniaceae. The record is from RefSeq and is a predicted model, not a curated record. The transcript is spliced from 11 exons. The coding region runs from base 253 to 1770 and encodes 505 amino acids.